Molecule: messenger RNA, 444 nt
Organism: Scedosporium apiospermum
Lineage: Eukaryota; Fungi; Ascomycota; Sordariomycetes; Microascales; Microascaceae
Product: Multiprotein-bridging factor 1
Exons: 2
Coding region: 1-444 (147 amino acids)
Cellular component (GO): nucleus
Molecular function (GO): DNA binding
Source: RefSeq, a predicted model, not a curated record
AUGGAUGACUGGGAUACCCCUCGACCCAAGCCUGUCCCUCGCGAGACCGUCGUGAGGGGCAAGAGCGCUCUCAACGCCGCUGCGCGAAGGGGUGCCAUCGUUGCGACCGAGAAGAAGUACGCCACAGGCAAUGCUACCACCAAGCCUGCCGUCGAAGGCCAGCGCCUCACCAAGGUCGACCGCUCUGACGACAUCAUCAAGCCCAACACCAUCGGCAAGGAGGUCGGCAACGCCAUCGCCAAGGCCCGAUCCCAGAUGGAGCCCAAGAUGUCCCAGAAGGACCUCGCUACCAAGUGCAACACCACCCCCACAGUCGUCGCCAACUUCGAGCGCGGCACCGGUGCCCCCGAUCAGAAGGUCCUCGCCGCCAUGGAGAGGGUGCUCAACGUUAAGCUGAGGGGUAGCGACAUUGGCGCUCCCAAGUUCGCCCCCAAGAAGAAGUAA